AUGAAUCUUAGAACACAUACACAAAUCAAUUAUCUUGCCUUACAUCAUGGUGACGUUAUUGUUGAUCAACAACAGCAAGAACAACGACAACAUUUUCGAAUAAUAAAAAGAAAAAACCUUAAACAAGAAGUUAUUAAACAAAUAAAUCAAAAAUGGCAACUAAAAAUACGGACAAGGGAACAACAAUAUAUAUUUCAUAAUAUUGAAACAACAGCUCAAAGAAUAAUUGCAAAGAACCUGCUUACAGGUGGUGCAGAUCGUAAUCGACCAAUAAUACAACAAGAUAGUGAAAAAAUAUAUUUACGUGAGUUUUGUUUUUGA
This is a messenger RNA of Didymodactylos carnosus, 321 nucleotides long. NCBI's taxonomy places the organism in Eukaryota, Metazoa, Rotifera, Eurotatoria, Philodinida, Philodinidae. The record is from the annotation of a GenBank genome assembly.